UAAUAGAUUUCUCAUUUUCGUGGUUAAAUCUAGCACACUCAUGUUUGAGCCGUGCCUCCUUUGUUUCUACACAAGGUGUGCGAAGACAUUGCGCAGCAUACGCCCUCUGCCUGAUAUAGACUGCAUGCAUAUAAACAUCAUGUUCACAGCAUUGAGUGAGUAGUCCCUGGGGCUUCGUAGCGGUUUGCUUGCGGGGUAUUUGUCGAUGUUCACAGUGUAACAUAUACGUUUGAAAUAUAGUAAUUUUAUAAAACAAGACAUGUUGCAAACAUGUAGCAAAAUGAUAGUAGUAUAGGCUAACAGGCGGACGUCACCACAGAUUUAGAUAAAGUUAAAAGGGGUCUUGUUUUUGUUCCACCCAAGGGACAGUAUUUUUCAAAUCUCCUGUACCUAGCGCUACGCCUACGACAUACCCCGUCUCUCUGAUGAGCUCUUUGUGCAUGUUUUGACGAGCUCUCUGUGCACGUUUUGAAAUUUGCAGGAAAGAAGGAAAACAAAACAAAGGGAGUGAAAUACAUAUACCUACAACAUGUGGCAAAUGAAAUAUCUUCCAUUAAACUUGGAGACACCUAUACCAAGUGAUAUUGCAAUUUCAAGAUCACAAAAACCUAAAUAUGUGGGAGACUUGGCAGAAGAACUUAAGUUCUUGCCAGAAGAGAUUGAUUUUUACGGAAAGACAAAAGCUAAAGUAUCUUUGUCAAUAUUGGACAGGUUAAAAGAUCAAAAAGAUGGAAAUUAUGUUGUUGUGGCAGGAAUAACACCAACUCCUCUAGGAGAGGGCAAAAGUACAACUACAAUUGGACUAUGUCAAGCGCUGGGUGCUCAUCUAAAGAAACAAUGCUUUGCUUGUGUCCGACAACCCUCCCAAGGACCAACAUUUGGUAUUAAAGGAGGUGCCGCAGGUGGUGGGUAUUCUCAAGUCAUACCCAUGGAAGAGUUUAACCUUCAUUUGACUGGAGACAUCCACGCUAUCACAGCAGCAAACAACUUAGUAGCUGCUGCAAUUGAUGCCAGAGUAUUUCAUGAAGCAACACAACAAGAUAUGGCAUUGUGGAACAGGUUGGUACCAGAAAAGAAAGGUGUUCGAAAAUUUGCUCCUGUGAUGCUUAAACGUCUGAAGAAACUUGGAAUUAACAAAACAGAACCGAAUGAUUUGACACCAGAAGAGAUUUCAAAAUUUGUUCGAUUGAACUUUGAUAAAGAAACGAUCACAUGGCAAAGAGUGAUGGAUACUAAUGACAGAUUCUUGCGAAAGAUUACAAUUGGACAGUCGCCUACUGAAAAGGGAAUGACCAGGGAGUGUCAAUUCGAUAUCACUGUUGCAAGUGAAAUCAUGGCAAUUCUUGCGUUGACUACUGAUUUGCGUGACAUGAGAGAGAGACUUGGAGCAAUUGUUGUUGCCAGUGAUAAAGAUAUGAAUCCCAUAACUACAGACGAUUUGGGUAUUGGAGGAGCACUUACAGUUUUAAUGAAGGAUGCAAUAAAACCAAACUUAAUGCAAACGCUAGAGGGUACACCUGUAUUUGUUCAUGCUGGUCCAUUUGCGAACAUUGCUCAUGGUAAUUCGUCGAUACUUGCUGAUAAAAUUGCAUUAAAAAUGGUUGGAGAGGACGGCUUUGUAGUAACUGAAUGUGGUUUUGGUGCAGAUAUAGGCAUGGAGAAAUUUUUCAAUAUUAAAUGCAGAUAUAGUGGUCUUCUACCAUCUUGCGUUGUUAUUGUGGCUACUGUAAGAGCUUUGAAAAUGCAUGGUGGUGGACCAAAGGUAGUGGCUGGUGCACCGUUACAAGACGUCUACACCAGUGAGAACGUUGAUUUGGUGACGGAAGGGUUUUGUAACUUAAGAAAACAAAUUGAAAAUACCAAACAUUUUGGUGUACCUGUUGUGGUGGCUGUCAAUCGAUUUCACACUGAUACAGAUGCUGAAGUUGAGGCUAUUAUAAAACUAUCGAAAGAAGCUGGAGCAUCUGAUGCAGUUUGUUGCACACACUUUGCAGAAGGAGGUGCUGGUGCAGUUGCCCUUGCCAACUCUGUCAUGUCAGCUUCCAAAGAAAAAUCUGAUUUUAAAUUUCUGUAUGAUUUAAAGCUACCGUUAGCGGAAAAGAUCGAAACCAUCGCCAAAAGGAUAUACGGCGCAGAUGGUAUCGAAUUGUCUGAAGAGGCGAAAGUAAAGAUAGACAGAUACACCAAACAGGGUUUCAACGAUCUCCCGAUAUGUAUGGCGAAAACUCAUCUGUCGCUUUCAGCCAAUCCGGACUUAAAGGGCGCUCCGACGGGUUUCACUAUACCAAUUCGUGACGUACGCGCUAGUAUCGGUGCAGGUUUUGUUUACCCAUUGGUUGGAACAAUGAGUACAAUGCCUGGAUUACCCACAAGGCCAUGCUUCUUUGAUAUCGAUCUUGAUCCAGACACCGAGGAAGUUAUUGGAUUAAUGUAGAUGUUUUUACUACCGUCCUUGCGUCCAUCUUUCACAGUGUGUCAUCCAUCUUA
Hydractinia symbiolongicarpus is the source of this 2487-nucleotide messenger RNA. Its product is annotated as C-1-tetrahydrofolate synthase, cytoplasmic-like. The transcript has 25 exons. Bases 530 to 2434 code for a protein of 634 amino acids. The record is from RefSeq and is a predicted model, not a curated record. Gene Ontology annotation, molecular function: formate-tetrahydrofolate ligase activity; ATP binding. NCBI's taxonomy places the organism in Eukaryota, Metazoa, Cnidaria, Hydrozoa, Anthoathecata, Hydractiniidae.